AUGGAUGAUGGUUUUGGCUGGCUUGGGUAUGAGGUACAGUUGGAGGUGGGCAAUGUGACGAAGAGAAUAAUGCCGAACCUUGCAUCAACUGAGAAUUAUGCUGAUAAUACCAUUGAGCCUCCAUCUGUCGAGACGGCACAGAACUUAAUAAGGCAAAAGAUAAUGGAUGCACAGUUUAAGUGUUAUGAAAAAAUGGUCAGAGAUCCUCCACUUAGUAAACCAGGCCCAUAUUGUAACAGAACCUGGGAUGGAUGGUUAUGCUGGGAGGACACCGUGGCUGGAACACUCAACAUGCAGAACUGUCCAGACUAUUUCAAUGACUUUGAUGAAACUGAAAAAGUGACAAAAUACUGUGAUGACAACGGGAACUGGUUUAAACAUCCAGAGACCAAUCGUACUUGGUCCAAUUACACAUUUUGUAAUAAAUUUGCAGAUUAUAAAAUAAAGAUGGCACGUAUUCUUUACUACAUGGCUGUUGUGGGUCACACACUCUCCAUAGUAGCAUUACUUAUUUCUUUGGCUAUUUUCUUCUAUUUCAAGAGCCUCAGCUGCCAAAGGAUAACACUUCAUAAGAAUUUAUUUUUCUCUUACGUCUUCAACUCGGUCUUUACAAUCAUCCAGCUCAUGGCAGUGGCUAAUGACAAGGACGUCGUCUCCCGAAACCCUGUGGGGUGUAAGGUGCUGCACUUCUUCCUCCAGUACAUGCUGGGCUGCAAUUACUUCUGGAUGCUCUGUGAAGGGAUCUACUUGCACACACUGAUUGUGGUGGCAGUAUUUGCUGAGGAACAACACCUGCACUGGUACUAUCUGCUGGGCUGGGGGUUUCCUAUAGUACCAGCUGCUAUCCAUGCUGUCGCCAGAACAAAAUACUUCAAUGACAACUGCUGGAUUAGUGUUGAAACUCACCUGCUGUAUAUUGUACAUGCCCCAAUAGUUGCUGCGCUCUUGGUGAACUUGUUCUUCUUACUCAACAUAGUGCGCGUCCUGGUCACAAAACUGAGAGAUACUCACCGCACUGAAUCCAAUAUGUACAUGAAAGCUGUCAGAGCAACUUUAAUACUUGUGCCACUGCUAGGAAUUCAAUUUGUCAUUAUUCCUUGGAGACCUGAAAACCGACUUGCUGGAGAAAUCUACGACUAUAUCAUGCACAUAUUUGUUCAUUACCAGGGCUUAUUGGUGGCCACCAUAUUCUGUUACUUUAAUGGAGAGGUACAGUCAGCUCUCAAGAGGCAGUGGAUGCAAUAUAAAAUGCAGUUGGGGCAGCGCAGGCGAGAUCACUGCUCCAUGCGCUCUACCUCGUACACAGCAACAUCCAUCACCGAGGUCCCUGUUUAUCUGUACCAUCAAGACAGCAACAGCGAACAUUUAAAUGGCAAGUACGUGGAGGAUGCGGAAAUCAUUUCCCUGCGAUCAAAAGAGACGUACGCUUGACAGGACGAAGGAAAAAAGAGAGAGGAAACAGAACAAGAAAAGAAACCAAGUCAUUUGCAUUUAUUCAUAAUACCACAAAACUCCAACAUCACUUUUGGUCUCUAACUCAAGUAGCUGGGCACAGCAGAUGUCGAGGGAGUUACUUUUUUGGCAUCAGGUGUAAAGGAAGAUGGUUAUUUCAAUAUCUCACACAGUACUGCUUUCAGAAACCUGAUUGAAAAUGGAGUUGGCCGCAGUAGACAUGCGGCAUUUCCAAGGCUGCUAGUUUUUUUUUAAAUGGAAGUCACACUCUGAAGGCCUAACUGAGAAUAAUUUGAAUAGUUUCUACCAGAUUCACUGACUGCAAGCAGAGCACCAAAGGGUGUGGAACUCAGCAGCAACAGGCUGUAUAAAAAUGGAGCCACACACCUUGUGGUUCCAACCAGAUUAACCAA
Callorhinchus milii (elephant shark) is the source of this 1865-nucleotide messenger RNA. It is a transcript of the gene calcr, whose product is annotated as calcitonin receptor. Gene Ontology annotation, molecular function: amylin receptor activity; calcitonin receptor activity. Bases 1 to 1431 code for a protein of 476 amino acids. Lineage: Eukaryota; Metazoa; Chordata; Chondrichthyes; Chimaeriformes; Callorhinchidae. The record is from RefSeq and is a predicted model, not a curated record. Gene Ontology annotation, biological process: positive regulation of cytosolic calcium ion concentration; adenylate cyclase-activating G protein-coupled receptor signaling pathway; cell surface receptor signaling pathway. The transcript is spliced from 12 exons. Gene Ontology annotation, cellular component: plasma membrane; axon.